AGAAAGACAUGUGUGUGAUGGUUUGUGAGUGAAAUUCGUGCGUGCCCCGUGUGCAGUGCAGCCAAGACGUGGUGAGGCGAUUUGUCGUUCGUGGAGAAACAAAAAUGGCUCUACAAGAUAGCCACAAAUUAACAAAAAUGGACCCAAAUCAAUAAGGAAAAUCAACACCAAAUAGACACACAACACGCAUACAACCGAAAACAACCUAUCUCUCUCUCUCUCUUAAUGCAAAAAUGGACUAAGAAUCGUCAAAUAUCAUCACACAAAUUACACAUUUUAAUCUUUUAAGACAACCAAACAACACUAAGAAUUCACACAAGAAAAAAAAAUAAGCUGAACGGAUAAAAAAAAAUUAUUUUCAUCGAAUAAAAAUCAUCAUCAUUUUAACUCCUUUUGCUGCAACAUCUCUUAAAAAUACAACUUUUGGGGGCUCUUUGAGUUGGCAUUUUGUGGUGCAAAAUAAAAAGAAAUUAAAGAAGAAUAAAAAAUCUCGAGAAGAAGCAGAGUGCGAAAAAUUCUCAAUAUUGCCCAAAGAAAAAAAUCUCUUGGAGGACAACACAACAAAGAGAAUUCUCCAGACACAAAACGACGUGUGUCUGAGAAAUUCUUUCUGCAUAGAGUCAUAGAUUUAUCAGCGAGGGCUUCUCUCGCUCUCUUUGCAUUUUGGGGCAACGUGUGUACACACACAUUAGCUUUUGGGAAGGAAAAAAAAAGGGCAAGUACAACGACCAAAAGUUAGUUUGUUGAAGCUCUUGUAACGCAUCAGACCAACAAUCCCAAAAAGGGAAGACAAUUCACUUCUGCUUACUUGUCUUCUUCACAUCUCUGUUAAUCAACUGAAGGAAGAACUUUCAGUGUUGAAGCGUGAAGAUUUUUUGAGUUGUUAUUGAACUUUUUUCAUCACCAAAGGAUUUUUUUUGUUGUAAAAAAAGAAAUCAAAGAAAUCAACAAAAGUGUGGGUGUCUCAAUAAAACAAGGAUUCAGAGGAUUUCCAGGAGGAAAGAAUAAUAAAAAAAAAUAUUUGUUGAAAGUGAAAAUGCCCUCAGAGAUGUUAGAAAGAAAAAUUAAGAUGAUGAAUUUCUGUGAAUUUGCACACGAUGAGUAGGGAUACGUGGUUUGAGGGUGGAACACAUUGCGGGGGUUGCUAUCAACUCACCACCAUUUGCCACAUUUUGUGCCAGUACCACCCAUCUGGCCGGCAUCAGCGGACGCCUUCUCAGCACCACACCGACUCAGUCGAGUGGCAAUUUGGGAAGAUCACGACACGUGAAUGACAUUCUAUUCAGUAAUUAAGGAAUGAAGUAUCCCCAGCUUGUGUCUGCUCGUGCGGUUAACGCAAUUUCCGAUUGGCUCAUAUCGCGACUGGAGGAUUUGGGUGUUGAUGCACCAGUUGUCUAUUCACGCUUGCUCCUAUCGCUGCUUCAUACGCCAUUGCAAGUGAAUGCCUUGGAUUUGGCCGAAAUUCCCCAGCUCAAGGGGUGGUUUGCUAGAAAAAAUCGUCGUCUAACACCAUCCGAUGCAGAAGCUCUAAAGAAGUUUGCUGCCGUUGAAAGUUUAAUGGAGGUUGCUGAAUCUGAUCAACAGAAAUCAAAUGUUGAGGAUUUGGUGAAUGAACUUUGUAAGCGACUUCGUGAAAUUGAGAAUAAUUCAUCGGACUACGAGGAAAGUGUUGAGAUGGAGGCCAAAACGAUAAAUGAAUCGACAACAAAGGCAGAAGAUCCUACCAAGAGGUACUACCGGGCUUUUCCGGCACUCUCAAAUCGUCCAUUCGGCGAGGAAGGUGGUGCUGCAGAAACCUCGUCGGCACUAUCAUCCGCAUUGACAUGGCCCAAUGAGAUGGGAUGUGGCGGAAUUGGGGGUGAAGAAGACAGUGUUGGGGUACAACAAGGGGGUGCUGUGUGUGACGAUGGAGAUGGGGGUGUCACCAGCAGGGCAAACAACAAUGGGGGUGUAGCUGCAGCCGCUGGGGUGAAGCGCAAAACUAAAAGGCGACGCAAUAAUGGUGAGUUUAUAAACUUCUUAUAAAUACGCUAUCAACGCCUCCCUCUCUCUCUCUCUCUCCCACACUGAUAAGGAGAGUUCAGUGCUUUUUUUUCUUCUAUUCUAUUGUAUAUGUGUUUAUUACACGGAAGUUCUCACAGGGCGCCCUUGAGAUGUCGAUGACGCCACACAAAGAGAGCUUAAUUUUUUUUGUGUGUGUGGUUUACGAGGGAGGGCCACCUUAAAAACUCAAAAAAAAGACAUUGCUCACAGUUAUUAUUAUUUACUCAAUUGUCUCACAAAUGAUUGUGGAUUCGCUCACAAAAGUUUCAAGAAAGAAAAAAAAACGUUUUAAACUUUACUGGGAAGUUUGUGAAUUAAAAUGAGAGGGGGAGGGUUAAAGUUUUAAAUGUUCGUGCUUUCUCAUUAAAGAAUCAAUAUCCUAAAGAAAAGAAUAAAAUUAAGAGGUGAGGAUUUCAUUUCAAGGAGAGACUUGAUAAAGUUAUCACGAUUGAAUGAGACGUUAAAAUUUUUUUGAAAUAAAAAAAACUAUUUUUUUCAAGUUGAAAUAUAAAUGAAUAAGAAGAAGAA
This is a messenger RNA of Lutzomyia longipalpis, 2571 nucleotides long. RefSeq lists its product as uncharacterized. The record is from RefSeq and is a predicted model, not a curated record. Lineage: Eukaryota; Metazoa; Arthropoda; Insecta; Diptera; Psychodidae. The coding region runs from base 1297 to 2025 and encodes 242 amino acids. The transcript is spliced from 6 exons.